AUGGCAUAUCCAAACAAUCCUUGGCUACCAGGCCAAUUGAACCUAUUGAGCCUAUGGAGCAAAUGCUGGCAAAACAAUUCAUGCACAUGCUAUCCUGCUGCACAACUUUGGCAACGUGGUCUACCAAUGACCAUAACUUAUGCCCUUUUGCAAGACCUCGACUACAUACCAAGACCUAUGAUUCUGGCCGAGCUCCGAGCAGCAUUCGAUUUAUAUGCACAACUUAUUCCAGUGACUUUUCAAGAGACACAGGUUUACCAAGAAGCCGACAUUAUAUUUGAAUUCACUCUUAUUUACACUAAUGAUCUCGCAUUAUGCACAAUUGCAAACCCUAAUGAACCGAGGCGGGUUCAAUUCAAUGUAAUAUACCAUUGGAGGUUAAAACCUUCCAAAGAAGAUCUACCUUCUAUUUAUGGAACAGCAGUUCAUGAGAUUGGUCAUGCUUUAGGGUUAGAACACUCUUCUUAUCCUUGGUCAUAUAUGUCUCCACUUGGAAAUUAUGAUCAUCAGAAAUAUCUCACAACAUUUGAUAUCAACAACUUGUUGGCAUUGUAUGGAACUCGUCGAACAAUUCAAGAUACUAAUGGCUCACCACCAGUCAUCUAUUGUCCUCAGUCUUUUGUUUUACUAGGUGGUUCUAAUUACACUUGA
Dioscorea cayenensis subsp. rotundata (Guinea yam) is the source of this 651-nucleotide messenger RNA. RefSeq names its product metalloendoproteinase 4-MMP-like. The record is from RefSeq and is a predicted model, not a curated record. Bases 1 to 651 code for a protein of 216 amino acids. The transcript has a single exon. Gene Ontology annotation, molecular function: metalloendopeptidase activity; zinc ion binding. Gene Ontology annotation, cellular component: extracellular matrix. Gene Ontology annotation, biological process: proteolysis. Lineage: Eukaryota; Viridiplantae; Streptophyta; Magnoliopsida; Dioscoreales; Dioscoreaceae.